CUAGUUAUGUUUUGUAAACAAGCCACUCAACCAGCAACUAGUUAAUUAUUGUGGUGUUCGAGAUCAUUGUUUAUAGAGUUAUAAUUAAACAGUUUCAAGCUUUAAAUUCAUUGGAAUAAAAGAAAAUUGCCGCAGAAGUGACAUGGCGAUUGUUAGCAACAAUUUUGACCAAUGCAGUUUUUGCUUUGAUAUAUGCAAUGAGGAAUUUCAUCAUACACUGGUCCCCACUUACCUUCCAACGCAGAAGCUAGAAAUUAUUCUGCAGAAGUUGCGCGGCUUCACUUCCCAAUUGAGCUGCUAUUCCACGUGUGCCCAAUGCCGCCAAGAAUUCAUAAGCCUCCAUAACAUUCCCGAGAGCUGCUUUCAAAUAUUGGCCAGCGCUGAACCGAUUGAAAUUAAGAUGGAACCAGAGUUAAUCAUUGAUGACCACGAGCUGUCCGAUAGUGAUAAUAUUUUUGAGACAGACCCAAAAGCGGAUUUUAAGUCAACUGAUCAGGAAGCUGAAGUGCAAAUCAAGGGCGAAAUCGACGAAGAAUUCUUCAUCAACGAAAUUGACGAAAAAGACAACAAUACAUCAAUCAUUCCGGUUGCUUCAGUUCGUCAUAAGGGUAAGAAAGACCGCUUACGGUUACAAACGGGAAAGAAACCGUUUCAAUGUGAAAAGUGUGACAAAACUUUUCGCAGAAAAUUCGAUCUAGAAGAGCACAUUCAAGUUCAUACGGGUGAACGUCGUUAUUCUUGUCCACAUUGUCGGAAAGCAUUAAGGUUUUUUUCAGGUCUCCAAGAACACAUUCGAAUUCAUACAGAUAAACGUCCCUAUUCUUGUUCACAUUGUCCGAGGACCUUUAGACAAUAUUCGGCGCUCAUAAUGCACAUUCGAACUCAUACGGGUGAAUGUCCCUAUUCUUGUCCACAUUGCCCAAAGGCGUUUAAAAAUUUAGCAACGCUCAAAGAACAUAUUCGAACUCAUACGGGUGAACGUCCGUACUCUUGUUCACAUUGUCCGAAAACGUUCAAGAAGGCUUCAGGGCUCCAUCAACACAUUCGAACGCAUACAGGUGAACGUCCCCAUUCUUGUCCACAUUGUCCGAAAGCGUUUAACCGUUCUUCAGCGCUUCAACUACACAUUCGAAUUCAUAUGGGUGAACGUCCCCAUUCUUGUCCACAUUGUCGGAAAGCAUUCAGACUUUUUUCAGGGCUCCAAGAACACAUUCGAAUUCAUACAGAUGAACGUCCCUAUUCUUGCCCACAUUGUCCGAAGACCUUUAGACAAUAUUCGGCGCUCAUAGUGCACCUUCGAACUCAUACGGGUGAAUGUCCCUACUCUUGUCCACAUUGCCCGAAGGCUUUCAAGAAGGCUGCAUCGCUUCAAAUACACAUUCGAUUUCAUACGGGUGAAUGUCCUUAUCCUUGUCCACAUUGUUCGAGAGCGUUUAGGGAUUCUUCAGCACUUCAAAAGCACAUCCUGAAUCAUACGGGUGAACGUUCCUACGCUUGUCCAAAUUGCCCGAAAGCGUUUAAAAGUUCAUCAACGCUCAAAGAACAUAUUCGAACUCAUACGGGUGAACGUCCCUACUCUUGUUCACAUUGUCCGAAAUCGUUCAAGAAGGCUUCUGGGCUCUAUCAGCACAUUAAAACUCAUACAGGUCAACGUCCCCAUUCAUGUCCACAUUGUCCGAAAGCAUUCAAGCAUAAACAGACGCUCCAACGACACAUUCGGUUACAUACCAAGUAGAAGCGAGACUUCUAACCACUCCUAUCACCUUAUGCUAGACCAGUUCGAUGAAGAUACAGGUGGCUCGGAUCAAUUAUCCCUGUUGACCGUCAAUAAAGGGAUAACUGAAUGCUGAAGGUUUUCUUUGUCACUGAAUGCUAUUGAACAAUAAAUAAUUAUUAGUCUAGACGACGAAACUUUACAAAAAUUGCAAAAAUUUACUAAAAAUAUAAAAAAUAAAA
Molecule: messenger RNA, 1956 nt
Organism: Toxorhynchites rutilus septentrionalis
Lineage: Eukaryota; Metazoa; Arthropoda; Insecta; Diptera; Culicidae
Product: zinc finger protein ZFP2-like
Exons: 15
Coding region: 143-1735 (530 amino acids)
Source: RefSeq, a predicted model, not a curated record